AUGCUGAGGGAAAUGGGUGAUGUCGAAAAGGCUUCAGAACGAGCUGGAUCUAACAUGGCAUUUCUGUCCCUUUGGGAUAUGGGUGGACACGUGCCAUUUCAGGCUACGCACAAUGUAUUUAUUUCAUCCCACGGCAUCUAUCUACUAGUUUUCAGGUUGACGGAUCUUUUCAAACACAAAACUGAAACAGAUAGACUGAAGAAAUGGAUUCGGAUGAUUGGGACAUUUUCAGCAGUAGAAUACAAUGCGCCCAAGUUAAAGGAACAUCAUCCUCCAAUCAUAUUCGUUGGUACCUUCCUUGAUGAAUUAAAGAAAACAUUCCCGGACUACGACAGAAAGAUAGCGGAGAUAAAGUUAAGUAUUUCAAAAUUUCCCGAAAUUUCAUGUCACAAGUAUGUUAGGUUCUGUGCUAUCGAUAACAGUCUAGAAAAGCAUCAAGGCGAUGGAAACCUCGAGAAACUUCGGAAAAAAAUCGUGGAUCUAGCUGAGUACCAGGAUCAAUGGGGCAGAGAACUCCCUUCAAAAUGGCUUCAACUCGAGAUGGAUUUGCUUAAAAUCAGAAAACAGGGAACUAAGGUACUGACAUUGACAGAGGUGGAAGAAAUGAAUCUUAAAUCCAUUGCCCCAUUGGAUGACAUGGAAGAAAUAAAACUUGCGCUUGAAUACCUGCACUGUACGAGGUCAUUGAUAUAUUUUCGGGAGAUUGACUCCAUCAUCAUCGACCCUCAGUUCCUUGUGGACUUCUUCAGUGUUUUGAUUACCGAUACCGAGUUUCUCUCAAACGACGACCUCAAGGUGGUCGAAGAUCUAGAGUUGUACAAGGAAAAUGGCGAGUUGACUCCGGAGUUGAUCAAUAGUCUUCUCUGUCGAGAAAAAACGAAAGCCUUUCUUCCUCAUCUGUCUCAUCUUCUUGCCUUGAUGGAAAAAUUUGGGCUGAUAGUAAAGAUGCAAAUUCCAGAAAGCACUACAGGUCAUGUACGUUUCAGUGAAACGUAUACCGUUCCCAGCAAACUUGUAGAGCUUCCAGACAUCAGUACUAUUUCUGAAUGUGUUAAGGGCCGUGUUGUCUCAAGAAGUCUGUGCUUCAUAUUCAAAGAUGUCUUUGUACCAGAGGAGUUGUUCCAUCGAGUCUUUGCCACGGUCCUGAGGAGUUUCAAAACGGCAUCGCUUUCAAGACAAAACUUGAAAGAAGUACAUACAACAAAUGCGACGACGGAAAAGGAGACCUGUCUUUUCAGGGGAUUCGGCCUUUUUGAGAUCAACGAUCUCUAUAGUAUGAUCUUGUCCAUGCACUGGGAACGAUCAGCGAUUGCGGUGACAUUGCUCAGUCCUACACAACCCGAACUUCCGCAAGACUCCGGAUGUCAUGUUAGAGAAAGAGUAGAGCGAAUUCUACAGGAGAUGCUACAGAUGAGUUGUCAGCAGCAUUUCCAGUACACAUACAAUCUACACUGUAACUUUCACCUGAAUCCUUAUGACACUCCCUUAGAUCUGUUCAGUGUCUUCAAAGCAAAGGAAGGUCUGCCCUGUAAAGGGGAGGAAUGUCGAGGAAAACACAGACUAACGCAAUCAGACGUAUUAUUCUGGGGAUUAUCAGAUGAGGCGUGUACACCAUCACAACGACUAAACUCCGAUGGAGAAGACGCACACCUUGACCGAAGGCCAACACCCCGGGAACUUGGUCGACUGUCGUAUGUGGUUGAAGCAACCAAAUGUUCCUUACUCUUCAUCGAGCUUGGACUUUCAAUGCCAGAUAUCACAAACAUAGAGCAUGAUGCAAGGGCCCUAGCGGCGGAAACAAAAAUUACAAGGAUGUUCCUGAUGUGGACAUGUUCCUACCCUAAUCAUACGUUUCGCCACAUUGAAAACGCAAUGAGGAAUUCUCAAAUAAAUUGGGACAGUCUUGGCAGAGCCAUAGAGACAGGUUGGGAAAGUGUCACACUAGAUGAAAUGGAAUCUAACGAAGAUCUCCUUCGGCCUCUUACCGUCAGUGAAACGAAAGGUAUUCUAAGCCAUAUUGGCAAGAAGUACUUCAAUUUGUUUCUAGAGCUUGAGCUUUCCGUCUCCGCCAUAGAAAAAUGUGAACUGGAUUACCCUGUUGCUGAAAGAAGGUUCGAGGCUCUUAUCAAACUUUGGAUCAAAACUUUCCAAGAUCAGGCAACCAUUAUCAGGGUUCUGAAGGCAAUGAAAGUGUGCAAAAUGAACUGGCAUGAUACUGCGAUGGAAUAUUGUGGUGCCAGACAUGCAGCUCAAGAAGGGAAAAAGUGCUGUAACAUUUUGUAAGACAUUUGAGUAGUUUUGAGAAACUCCAUACAACGAGUAACUGAUUUGAAUCUACCAAAUGCCAGGUACCUACUGUGAAGGUGUUUUGCUCCUUGGUUCAAACUUUGCGGUCUAUCAAUGAUGUACACCAGAGAUAUUUAUAGGCAUUACAUCAAUCAAAACACCAAAAAUACGUAUAUUAAAUCUGAAAUCAAAUAUGUACACUGAUGUGAUGUAUCUAUAAGUCUGACGUCACACAUGAACACCAAGGAGACGCAUUUAUAGUUCUGACGUCACACACGAACACUAAAGAUAUAUAUUUAGAAGUAUGACGUCGCAGAUGUACACCAAAAAGAUGGUUUGUAAAAUUCUGACAUUACAAAUGUAUACUAAUGAGCCAUAAGUAUGACGCCGAAUAAUAACUAAAUGUAUAUCUGAUUCGUCAUGGUUUCUGUGAAUAAGCAUCUAAUUUUACAAGUUUUGACAUUUGAUGAUAUUUAAAUGAUUAUUAUAUAUUUUCAAUUAUUUCAAUUUGUAAAAUGGUUUUGGCGGCGUCAAUUGUAGUUGUAUACAUAUCCUUAAGAGUCAUUAUUAUGCAAUAUACUUGUUUGCUAGCUUUUCACUGCAACUCCGAACGCAUUAAGGUUUUUAUUGAGAACAGUUAUUUCUGCACUUCUUUUAGAUUUUCCAUCAACAUUAAGAUAUGAAUAUUUUAAGUCUAGUAUUAUAACCUUUUAGCUUGUCUAACAUAAAGUGACCUAGAUAACAAGGGACGGUGUUGUCAGUAUAAGCCCUCCGUCCUCAUUACUCAACUGUUUUUAAACAGCUAUUUUCAUAAAGGUAGGGCAUGAGAUUUGUAGCUUUCAAUAAAAGGGGUUAUACCUCCUGCAAGAAAUGUCCCUUUCCUUCCAUUAUAUUCCAGGGGGAGGGGAGGGGAGGGGAGGGUCCCAAAGAGUUAAUAACAUCAAAUAAUGCUACCAUGGAACUAUUACGUUUUAUAGUGCUGAUCUUUUAGCCACAAUUGUACAUCAUGACACCAACACUAAAUCUGUAUCGGUGUGUCGUGGUUAACCCACCAAUCCUUCACACCAAUUUCGGAUUUCAAAGGAUGUGGCUCAUCUGCCAGACCUUAUGCGUUUUUCUGUGGGCGUUGUUUGGAUUUAAGAUUAUUGUGUAUGAUCAGGUCUAGGCUUAUAAUAUUGGAGAAUAUAUGGGACUUUGAUGGAAUGAUAUUCACUCUCCUAAUACUGUAUGUUAAUUAGUGUAUUAUAAUGUUUGUUUUACUAGACACAUACACACACAUAUAUAUAUAUUCAGAAUUACAAUGAGAUGUAUAAUCAUAAGCAUGUUGUUUGUUUCUCUAGAAUUUUAUUUCGCCAGGGUGGAUAAGACUCAAUGUAUAGAUAUCAAUAACUUCACAUUAGAUUUCCAUUUGCUUUUUUGAGGUCAUCGCAAUAAUGAUUUUGUUAUAAUCAAAAUUUAAUGAAGGCACGACCAUGAGUGGUAUAUAAUAAUCGUCCUUAUACUAUAUAUCGGCGACGUAGACUGACUGACAACAAAGAAUUCCAUGAUAUGCACUUUAAAUUGGUACAUAAUAUUAUAUAUUUAAUAUUACGUUUGAUAUCAUACUGUCUAUAUUUUUGUACCUCAUCACAUGACGUCAACUUAUACACUCCGCAUGUAGUGCAGACUAUAAACAUUACAUUUCAUAACACACUUACAUUUGCCUAUUGAAGCGUCUGACCAUGUCGACCUUACAUGUACACCUGGUUUACUUCCUACAACGAUGCAUUCACAUUUGACCUGUGUGUCAUUUGACCUGGUGAUCUUCCACCACAUUACUGGCUGGUAACAUGUGCUUCCUAUAACGUUGUAUUUAAAUUUGACCUUUGUGACAGUUUAACAUCCCCCCUUAUUGACUUUUAAUACAGUUGUGCCAUUUGACCUGGUGACCUUACGGACGUGACUUUUAACAUAUACAUGUAUUUCACUUACUGCAGCGUUACAUUUACACUGAUAAUAAUGUAUCGGACAUCUGCGAUUUCAUUAAAAUGAAAUUUUGAUCACAGUAAUAUGCUUUCGACUAAAUUAUUUUUGUGUGACUUAUUUUAAUUUUUUUAUUUUCAAUACGGUGUGUUUAAAUCUGAAACAUUUUACUAAUUGAAAUUUAACAACUUUUAACAUACACUAACAAAGAUGUAUAACUGAUUUUAAUGGUGAUUUUUUUUUAAAUUUCAUCAAAGGGACUAAAUGGUUAGAUUUUAUAAAUUUUCUUCAUGCACUUGAUUUUCGGAAAGCGUUGUGAUAUUUGAAAUCAGACUGUUUACAAAAUUAUGGCGCUUCAUUUGAAAUAUUGGCAAUGUUGAUCAACUUCAAAAUAUCGCUGAACAACACUGGAAGUUGCAUCUGCCACCAUUCGCUGUUUUUUAUCCGAGAGCCGAGUGCGUCACGUUAUUUCAGUAACCUCGCUUUCACCCAACGAAAAUGGAAUCAAAGUUAAAUAUAAACAAUUUCCUAAGCAAAGGCAUUGUUUACACUCUCAGAAAGAUAAUGAUAUUAAAUACCUAGUGACUAUAUCGUUUCUAUUUUAUAUUAAUUUUCCAUGAUUUAAAAAAAAAUGUUUUGGACACUUUAAAAUUUUAUAAUCAACACAAAGUGCAUAACUUUUUAUGUACUAUUGAUAUCUUGUUUACAAUAUGAUGUUCUUAAAUGAAAAUCUAACCAUUUUUAAAACAUUCAUUAUUGUAAAAACAUUAUUUGAAGUUUUCUAGAUUUUGUUUGAAGCUUGAUUUGUUUAUACCAUUUGAUGGGUUUUGUAUAUUUGCAUUGUAUAUCCUAGUAGAAAUGUAAAGCAUAUUAUCACGUUUUACCUUGAUGUAACUUACAGAAAAUAUAAAGCUAAUAAGAAUUAGACUGUCAUUUGAAUUGAUUAACAAAAUAAAAUAGUCUUUAUUUAAGUUGGA
Pecten maximus is the source of this 5225-nucleotide messenger RNA. RefSeq lists its product as uncharacterized. The record is from RefSeq and is a predicted model, not a curated record. Lineage: Eukaryota; Metazoa; Mollusca; Bivalvia; Pectinida; Pectinidae. The coding region runs from base 1 to 2283 and encodes 760 amino acids. The transcript has 7 exons.